AUGGCUGACCAGGCUGUCGCCCGUCUCGCCGGCAUCAAUGUCGGCGCUCCGGCGCACAUCGUUCCCAGUGCUGAUUUCGGCCUCAUCGGUCUGGCCGUUAUGGGUCAGAACCUGAUCAUGAACGUUGCUGACAACGGUUACACCGUUUGCGCCUACAACCGCACAACUGCCAAGGUUGACCGUUUCCUGGAGAACGAGGCCAAGGGCAAGUCCAUUGUCGGUGCUCACUCCAUCCAGGAGUUCUGCGCCAAGCUCAAGCGUCCUCGUCGUAUCAUGCUCCUCGUCAUGGCCGGCAAGCCCGUCGAUGACUUCAUCGAGUCCCUCCUCCCCUUCCUCGAGGAGGGUGAUAUCAUCAUCGACGGUGGUAACUCCCACUUCCCCGACAGCAACCGCCGCACCAACUACCUCAAAGGCAAGGGCAUCCGCUUCGUCGGCAGCGGUGUCUCGGGUGGUGAGGAGGGUGCCCGUUACGGUCCUUCCAUCAUGCCCGGUGGUAACGAGGAGGCCUGGCCCUACAUCAAGGAGAUCUUCCAGAAAAUCUCCGCCAAGUCUGACGGUGAGGCUUGCUGCGACUGGGUCGGUGACGAGGGUGCUGGUCACUUUGUCAAGAUGGUUCACAACGGUAUUGAGUACGGUGACAUGCAGCUUAUUUGCGAGGCCUACGAUAUCUUGAAGCGCGGUCUCAAGCUCUCCAACAAGGAGAUCGGUGAUGUUUUCGCCAAGUGGAACACUGGUGUUCUCGACUCCUUCCUCAUCGAGAUCACUCGUGAUAUCCUCUACUACAACGAUAACGAUGGCACUCCCCUUGUUGAGAAGAUCCUUGACAAGGCUGGCCAGAAGGGUACCGGCAAGUGGACUGCCAUCAACGCUCUUGACCUUGGUAUGCCUGUCACCCUGAUCGGCGAGGCUGUGUUCUCUCGCUGUCUCUCUGCCCUUAAGGAUGAGCGUGUGAAGGCUAGCAAAAUCCUCCCCGGCCCUACCCCCAAGUUUGAGGGUGACAAGGAGGCCUUUGUCAACGACCUCGAGCAGGCCCUUUACGCCUCCAAGAUUAUCUCCUACGCCCAGGGCUUCAUGCUCAUCCAGGAGGCCGCCAAGGAGUACGGCUGGAAGCUCAACAAGCCUUCCAUUGCUCUCAUGUGGCGCGGUGGUUGCAUUAUCCGCUCCGUCUUCCUGAAGGACAUCACCGAAGCCUACCGCAACGACCCCAAGCUUGAGAACCUGCUCUUCGAUAAGUUCUUCCUGGAGGCCAUCACCAAGGCCCAGGACGGCUGGCGUAACGUGGUCAGCAAGACUGCUCUCUGGGGUAUCCCCGCUCCCGCCUUCACCACCGCCCUCAGCUUCUACGACGGCUACCGCACCGCCGACCUGCCCGCCAACCUGCUCCAGGCCCAGCGUGACUACUUCGGUGCCCACACUUUCCGCAUCAAGCCCGAGUGCGCCAACGAGACCUUCCCCGAGGGCAAGGACAUUCACGUCAACUGGACCGGCCGUGGUGGUGACGUGUCUGCCUCUACCUACAUCGCAUAA
This is a messenger RNA of Penicillium canescens, 1527 nucleotides long. Its product is annotated as NADP(+)-dependent, decarboxylating phosphogluconate dehydrogenase. The record is from RefSeq and is a predicted model, not a curated record. NCBI's taxonomy places the organism in Eukaryota, Fungi, Ascomycota, Eurotiomycetes, Eurotiales, Aspergillaceae. Gene Ontology annotation, molecular function: NADP binding; phosphogluconate dehydrogenase (decarboxylating) activity. The coding region runs from base 1 to 1527 and encodes 508 amino acids. The transcript is spliced from 5 exons. Gene Ontology annotation, biological process: pentose-phosphate shunt; pentose-phosphate shunt, oxidative branch. Gene Ontology annotation, cellular component: cytosol.